GGCUGAAAUUCCCAAAACCACUUCUUCAUCCCCCACCAUCUAGUUUACUCCUUCCCUCCAAAAACCCUAAAAAAACCCUGCUCCCUCCAAAUUCACACCCGAAUUUCAAAUACCAAAAUCCAGUAAAUAAAUACAACCAUGCGCUCCUCAAUUGCCACUAUGAGAUCUCUCCUCUUUCCUUCACUCCCAUUUCAUCAUCACCGUCACCAGCUCCUCUCCCCUCUCUUCUCUAACCCUAAAAAACCCCUCUUUGAGUUCUCCAUCAAGUCUAGGCCUUCUCGAUUGACCGUUAGAUCCCACUCCAGUAUGCCAAUCAAGGGUUCGGAUCGUUCGGCGGAGGCUCGGUGCUUGUCGGGUGAGAUUCAUGUGAUCGUGGGGCCGAUGUUUGCGGGGAAGACCACGGCGCUUCUCCGUCGGAUUCAGUGUGAGGUCGACAAGGGAAGAAAGGUGGCGAUGAUAAAAUCUGAUAAGGACACAAGAUAUCUGAUUGAUUCAGUAGUCACACAUGAUGGUGUGAGAAUGCAAUGCUUGGCUCUGAGUGAGCUUUCAACAUUUCAAACAAAGAUUGGAGUUGAAGCAUAUGAUAAACUUGAUGUAAUAGGGGUAGAUGAAGCACAAUUCUUUGAAGAUCUCUAUGACUUCUGCUGUAAUGCAGCUGAUCGCGAUGGAAAGACUGUUAUUGUGGCCGGCCUGGAUGGUGAUUACUUGAGGAGAAGGUUUGGUUCAGUGCUUGAUAUUGUUCCCCUGGCUGAUUCUGUGACGAAGUUGACAGCACGGUGUGAGCUAUGUGGUCGUCCUGCUCACUUUACCCUGAGGAAGACUGAACAAAUGGAAACGGAACUCAUCGGGGGAGCUGAGGUUUAUAUGCCUGUAUGUAGACAGCAUUAUGUAAAUGGGCAAGUUGUUAUUGAAGCUGCAAGGCUUGUCUUGGAAUCUAAGAAGGAAUUACUCGAAGUUUACUCUGAGACAGUAGCUCCUUAAUCAAGUUUGUAAUUCCUUGCUUGAGCUUUUACAGUACUAUUGGUACUCUUUUAUCCUUUCAUGUUGUCACUUGUACUUACUGUUCUUAAGAACUAUAUGGACACCUAAAUAUUGUAUUUGCUUUAGAUUAAUGGUUAAGUUGUAUGGACAAAAAUUUCAAUUCA
Messenger RNA from Asparagus officinalis (garden asparagus), 1145 nucleotides. Its product is annotated as thymidine kinase-like. Gene Ontology annotation, molecular function: thymidine kinase activity; ATP binding. Lineage: Eukaryota; Viridiplantae; Streptophyta; Magnoliopsida; Asparagales; Asparagaceae. The record is from RefSeq and is a predicted model, not a curated record. Gene Ontology annotation, biological process: thymidine metabolic process. The transcript has 4 exons. Bases 139 to 981 code for a protein of 280 amino acids.